Exophiala spinifera is the source of this 2001-nucleotide messenger RNA. RefSeq lists its product as uncharacterized. Gene Ontology annotation, molecular function: transmembrane transporter activity. The record is from RefSeq and is a predicted model, not a curated record. The transcript has a single exon. Bases 1 to 2001 code for a protein of 666 amino acids. NCBI's taxonomy places the organism in Eukaryota, Fungi, Ascomycota, Eurotiomycetes, Chaetothyriales, Herpotrichiellaceae. Gene Ontology annotation, biological process: transmembrane transport. Gene Ontology annotation, cellular component: membrane.
AUGUCUUCAAACGAUAGAGUCUUCGACUAUGGUCCGAAUGCCCCCCAUGGACCCGAUGUCACGGGUACACACCCAAUCGGCAUCGACUACACCGACAUUGACAUGACGCAAAAUGAGAAGGAGGUAUUCAACCUUCUCUUGAAGCCCGACGAUAGUUACGACGAGAACGGCGUCUACUGGGCCGACCUCCCUCUGAUGAAACGGAUCAAGUUCGUCUCCAAGGUCGACCGAGAGGAGACUCGCCGAGAAUUUGGUGCUUUCUGGAAGAUGUUCAAAGAGGACCCCCUGGCGCCUAUCGGCUUUUACUUCCGCAACAUGGUGCUACCCGGCGCCGGUCUCGGUCUAGAAGGCUAUGUCCUGUUUUCCAUCGGCAAUCUCAAGCCGCUUUUCCAAAAGGCAUUUCCCGAAUGCUGGAAGAAGAACGAAAUCUGUAACGAAACCUGGAUCCAGUCUGUCGACUACCUGGAGAUUUGCGGCAUCAUCGUCGGUCAGAUCCUGGUUGGCGUCAUCGGUGACUGGAUUGGUCGUCGCUACGGUUUGAUUCAAGAUGCUACCAUCAUGUUCAUCGGCCUGAUCAUGUUGACCGCGUCUUGGGGUGUUACUCAGAAUGGGUGGGUUAUCUGCUAUACCUGGGCGCUCUUCUUCUACGGUAUCGGUGUCGGUGGAGAAUACCCCAUGACCGCCACUUCCGGCAUGGAAAACGCCAUAGGAUCAGGAAAGGUUUCGACCCGAGAUGAUCGUCUCCACCGUGGCCGCAAAGUCACCAGCGCCUUUUUGAUGCAAGGUUGGGGCCAGUUCUUCAACCAAGUCUUCCUUAUCCUUCUUCUUUUGAUCUUCCACCAUGGCAGUGGGAAUGCGCCUUACUCCAAAGUCGCCGCCCAAUACACCUUCCGUGUGUCGUUUGCCAUCCCAGCAGUCGGUACCCUGUGGCUGGUGUACUGGCGUACGUACAAGGUCAAGUCCACAGCCAACAAACAACUGCGACUCGCCAAGGCUAAGAGCAGCGUCACUGGCUAUGACACCGAGUCCCUCUCUUUGACCUUCCGUUACUUUGGCGGCCGUAUACUGGCCACCGCGGGUACCUGGUAUGCCAACGAUGUCUUCUUCUACGGCAACAAGCUCUUCCAAAGUGAAUUCAUCAGCGUCAUCAUGCCAGGAAGUACUUCCAUCAUGCCAGGGUGGCUUUACAACCUGAUCAAUGUCGGAGUCUCGCUCGUUGGCUACUACAUGGCCAGCUUCCUGAUCGACAACAAGCUCUACGGACGCAAGCACAUGCAGUCCGUGGGUUUCUUGCUCGACUUCGUCCUGUUCGUUGUGCCCGCUUUCCACUUUAAGUACUACACCUCUCCGGAGCACAUCAAAGAGUUCCAAACCAUGUACUUUUUGUCAUCUUUCUUCAACCAGUUCGGACCGAAUUCCGUCACCUUCAUCACUGCCGCCGAGGUGUACCCCGUCGCCAUCCGUGCAACCGCGCACGGUUUCUCUGCCGCCUGCGGCAAGCUAGGUGCCUUGACGGCGGCUAUUCUCUACAACUACAUCGACACGCAGACCAAGUUCUAUGUUGUCCCGUGGUUCGGCUUGGCCGGUGUUGUCUUGAGUGUCAUUUUCCUCCCCGACACAACUGGUCUCGAUCUCAAGGAGCAGGAAAGACGUUGGGCCUUCAUUCGCGCUGGUCGUGAACACGAGUAUCAUGGCAUUGCGAUUCACCCCAAGCACCUGAGUUUGUGGGAACGCAUUCGCGGUGUUGGCAAGCAGUACGAUGCAGACCUCGACUAUAAGCAACGUGUCGAAGAAAUGCGUGCCGAAUGGGAGGCUCGCAUGGCAGAGAGGAUUUCAGAGAAGGCCGCUCACGAACAGGUCCAGGAUGAUGACGACGAACACCCUAGUGAGGUUCACAGCUAUUUUGCCCGUUCCACCAAGUCGCCCAAUCUUCAGGGAGCCGAGAAUGAAAAGAUUCCCCCUCUUAUGAACGGAGCCAACGGUGAACAGGGAGAUAUUUAG